Cuculus canorus (common cuckoo) is the source of this 3701-nucleotide messenger RNA. It is a transcript of the gene TM4SF4, whose product is annotated as transmembrane 4 L six family member 4. Gene Ontology annotation, cellular component: membrane. The coding region runs from base 195 to 800 and encodes 201 amino acids. The transcript has 5 exons. NCBI's taxonomy places the organism in Eukaryota, Metazoa, Chordata, Aves, Cuculiformes, Cuculidae. The record is from RefSeq and is a predicted model, not a curated record.
GCUGCCCUUCUGAUAGACCGCAGCAACAUCUCCGAAGGGAGCGUUCAACAGGCUCAGCUCCUCUACAGGCACAGCAGAAACUGGAUUUCAUAAAGCACUCCGAGAAGCUCCUUUUUUUUUUUUAAGCAGCUCUGAGAACAUUUGAGAGAUUUUUCCUCUGCCUUUGAUUGCGUUUGCCAUUUCUUUACAAAAUCAUGUGCACAGGAGGUUGUGCCAAGUGCCUGGGAACCGUUCUUCUCCCUCUGGCUGUGCUUUGUACCCUCGCUAACAUCUUGUUAUUCUUCCCUGGAGGAAAAGUGCUUGAUGACCAUCUACAUAUUACAGAUGAGGUCUGGUACUUCGCAGGGAUCUUGGGAUCUGGUGUAGCGAUGUUGUUCCCUGCCUUGGUAUUUUUGGGCCUUAAGAACAAUGAUUGCUGUGGAUGCUGUGGUAAUGAGAGCUGUGGAAAGAGGUUUGCGAUGUUUUCCUCAAUAAUAUUUGCUGUAGUUGGAGUUUUGGGAGCCGGAUACUGCUUUGUUUCAUCAGCAAUAGCUCUAAACAAAGGCCCUAAAUGUUUCACUGGAAAAGAGUGGACUUAUCCUUUCGAUAAUGGGAAUUACCUCUCUAACCACACACUGUGGGACUUAUGUCAGUCACCUGAAAACAUCAUCCCGUGGAACCUGACCCUCUUCUCCUUGCUGCUCAUCAUGAGUGGGAUCCAAGUAGUGCUCUGCGGCAUUCAAGUGGUGAAUGGCCUCUUCGGAACAAUCUGUGGGGACUGCAAAUGCUGCGGAUGUUGUGGGGGUGACGGAACUGUCUAAAGAACAGGAGUAUUGCAGACAACCCUCCUUAUCUUGGGAGGCUCCCUUUUGCACCCGUUCCACAAAGCAGCCCUAAGAUGCAUCAUCCCUGGCUAAGAAGAUGAGAAUGAAGGGCACUUCCCCUCAAUAAUGUUAUGAAGCCCUGACUCCCUUUCCGGCCUUCUCAAAAGUCCUCAUCACAGAAUAAAAUAAGCGAAAUAAAACUCUCACAUUCCUAUCUGUUUUUGUAAAAUAACUUCCAUUUACAAAGAGGGUAUUGUCAGGCAAAAUAUUUUCUCUCUUGAGCCACUUUUCCUGGGGAUCACCAAGUGCUGCUGGGACAAGCUCAGUCAUAAUGCAGUUGUGUCUAUUUUCUUUUGAGGGGAAAUAUCACAAGUCUCAACUUCCUUGAGUCCAUUUUUACGUUACGUGGAAAAGUGAGGACUUCUCUCUUCCAGAUCUGCCUGAUUAAAAUGCUCUCUGUAAAGAGUCUCUGUUACAAAAGAGAUCGAUGAACCCCAGGGUGAAGUCUCUUUUCCUGAUGGGUGUGUUCAGCUGUGCUGCUGUGCCAGGAGGGACAGGGCCAAAGCAACAGCCGAAACUGCUGUAAAUCCCUGGUCUGAGGCAUUCGGAGCCAUCUCAGACACCAUAGAAAUCAAGCAGGAAAUAAGAGAGAUUGGAAAAGUUUGAGGGAUUCAGAUCACCUGAUACACUUCUUCAGAAAUUCCCCAAACAAAUUUUCACAGACCAACUUGCCAGACGGAACGCCUCAAGGCUUCUAGAUCACAAACGCAGGUGCCACAUCUCCUCUUUAAACAUCUUCCAACUGAAAUAACGAUUCUGCGGUCUGUGCUUUCGGAAAACACAGUUGAUGCCCUCUAUCUACACUGAAGAACUCAAAGCAUUCAGAAGCACCAAAAGCUGGUGAGCAAUAUGCAAAAAAUGCUAAAGAGCUCAAUCCUAGGUACCAAGAGUUACAGUAAUAAAAGCAAAGCGGCCUCAGUGACAGAGUGUGCAAGAUGAUAACAGAAAUUAUAAGCCCCCUCUUUAGAAACAGUUGUCUCUCCCACCUGUUCUACCGCAUUGCUGGGCAGUUUGAGAGGACCCUUCAUUCCACCACCCACUGAUGCAACCAUCUCACAUCUAUUCUUUCAUCUGGGGUUAGCAGCUGUCCUCCACCUCAUCUCCCAUUUGUCUUGGUUUAUUUAUAUGAAGCCUUUGGGAACACGGAAUGCUUCUCAUCAGCGUUCAGAGAAAGGAUGGGUAACGGCAUAGGGUACAGUCUUGAUAAAUUAAUAAACAGAAUGCAGGAAACUUUGUGGGAGACGUGGGAUAAAAAAUAUAAUCAGGAAGCUAUGAUAGCUAAAACCAAAAACAACAGGUGCCUCGUGAGUCAACGCUUCAAGGCUGUCCAGCUACAGGGUGAAUUUCUAACAUGAGCUGAGAUAUAGCAGAUAACGAGACAAGGCACACGUUUCGUCUGAUCUGAGCUGCAUUUGCACCUUGGCCUUGAGCGUGUUGAACAAGCACAAAUGAACUGGAAACAGCAACUCAGUUGAUUUAGCAAUUUAAAUAAGAGUGUUCCUCAAUCCAUUCAGUUCUGGUUAACAUCUGAGGCUCUCCCCAAGCGUUUAAUUUCAAGAGAACCACACUUUGCACACACCGGUGUCAGCUCUGCAGUAACUGGAGAUGGCUCUCCGUGUUUUUACUGAGCAAAGUGUCCAGUAAAAUCACGGAGAGAGACCGAUCUCAUAACAGAGAAAGGUAUCAUGGACCAGCGGUACUCCUGGGAAAGAAGUCACAGGUAAAAAGAGAGGACCAUGACAGGGUCAGGAAGGUGAUGGCAAGAGAGGAAGCACAAACAGAGAACUGAAAAUGUACAACCUGAUCUCGUCAGUCCUGGCCAACUGGAACACCACACUCAGUUGUAGUGCGUACAAAUGUCAACCGUAACACAGACACAGACAUCCUCGUAGCCGAAAGGGAAAAUAGUAGUAGCGUUUGUAAAACUUCAGAGAUGUCCAUGUUACCGGAAAUAUCAUUAUUCACCCAUAAAAACCAGCCGCUUGGUGACUGGUUUACUGGGGUGCUGAGAGCAUUGUAAGGCAUUGUUUUAGCUGUGUUUACAGACAGAAACACACGGGUUAUUUAACAAUGCAGAUUAUAAGAUGCGAAGCAUGGAUGUGCGACUUCGACCCCAGGCAUUUCAGCUUCAGUCUGGCAAAACUGGUGCCCCGCACGGCAUUGUGUACAGUUGGAGCUCUCUUUAUUGACCGUCUCCAACGCACAGGCUGCAACAAGCUGACACAUUAACCACAUCGUCGGGGAACGAUGCAUUAUCGAACCAUCAACCCUUUGCAAAAGGUUUGUUUCUCAAAUUAGGAAGCAGCAGACACAAAGCAGAAGACAUCGCUCAGCCAAGAGCGAAGGAUGCUUUCUGACACCAAUCUAGUCUUGAACGCUCAUUGCCUGGCUCAGUCCAACUUUAAUUCCCUCAUCACAGCUUCUACGCCAGCCAUGGUGUAACCAGCAACCACGCAAACGACGACAAACGCUUAUGGUUAUCCCAAUGCAAUUUAAGAACCUCCUGUUUUUUAUAUAUGUUUCUAAAGCUUUGUAUUUUCUUCUUGUUUAAAACCAGUCUGUUGUUAUUUCAGGUGUGCUUGUGAGUGAAACUGUAACUAUCGCUAACAGCCAUAAUGAUUAAUAAACCGAACCAUAAUGGUAAAAUAACCCAUUUCAUUUGCCAAGUGCUGAUCAUUUAAUUCAAAAUGUAUGCCUUUUGCACAGAACAGCAUGUCUGUCUCUUUAUUCCAAGCAGCGUUAUACAGUUCCCUGGGAAGCACAUACUAAGAUGCUCCAAAGAAAAAAAGGAAACAAUUUAAUAAACCAAUCUGCAUCUGAAAUAUUUAUGUCCAUUUA